AUGAAGUUCUCAUUAAUCAACACAAUCAAAGCUCUGGCGUUUGUCGCUGCCACGGCUUUCGCUAUUCCUACUGCGAACCUGCCCUUUACAUGCCCCGAAGACUGUACAGAGUACUACGAUGGUUGCAAUUCGUGCACAUGUGGUAGACCAGUUUCUGUAUGCACACAGAAGAUCUGUGUAGAGCUGGCAGAACCUAAAUGUGUGCAGAAGAAUGAGGGGCAAGACAAAGUGAUUGCAGAGCAAGACAACCUGAUUUUACCCGAAGAUGCAGCCGUGGAUAUAAUUGAAGAUUUAGAGGAGGAUGAAAUACCUUAUGCGAUGGCUGAUGCGGAAGAGUCGAUAGUAUACACUGUCGAGGAUACUAUUGAAGAUUUAGAGGAGGAUGAAAUGCUUUAUGCGAUGCCUGAUGUGGAAGAGUCGACAGUAUACACAACGUAA
Molecule: messenger RNA, 438 nt
Organism: Sphaeroforma arctica JP610
Lineage: Eukaryota; Ichthyosporea; Ichthyophonida
Exons: 1
Coding region: 1-438 (145 amino acids)
Source: RefSeq, a predicted model, not a curated record